Penicillium crustosum is the source of this 1674-nucleotide messenger RNA. RefSeq lists its product as uncharacterized. Bases 1 to 1674 code for a protein of 557 amino acids. Gene Ontology annotation, molecular function: transmembrane transporter activity. NCBI's taxonomy places the organism in Eukaryota, Fungi, Ascomycota, Eurotiomycetes, Eurotiales, Aspergillaceae. The record is from RefSeq and is a predicted model, not a curated record. The transcript is spliced from 3 exons. Gene Ontology annotation, biological process: transmembrane transport.
AUGGACAGUGAUAAGGAACACAUUGAGACCCUUGAACGGGUGGCAAACACAAUUGUAGUCGAACCGCAGACGCGGAUGCAAUGGGAAAGGACCAUAAUUGCGUUAAUAGUAAUCCUUGUCUUUACACAACGCCCCGCUCGUUUUGCUGUGCUGACAUCUCUGCAGGCUAUCAAUGCGUCAGUUUUCGCCGGGAUUAUCGCGCUCGUGGGCUCCGGUAUGCUCGCUAUGCAAACUACGGAGUACCUUGGUGACAAUUCCAAAUCUGCGUGGCUGAGCACCAUCGUGACGAUUUUCACCCUAUCUCUCAAUCCAAUGCUGAGCCAAGCAGCUGAUUACUGGGGCCGCAAGUGGAUCGUGAUCAUAACAUCGCUCUGCGGCUUGGGAGGUGCACUCUGUAUCUCAAGAUCGGGGGAUAUACAGACCUUGAUAGCUGGUUUCUGCGUCCUGGGCAUUUCCUUCGGCUGCCAAUCUUCCCAAUACGCCGUCGCUUCCGAAAUUCUCCCCCGUCAGCAUAGGUCAUAUGGGCAGGCUUCUGUCAAUGUUACCGCUGGAAUUGGGGCAAUUGCAGCUAUACUUAUGGGUGGUGCGCUCCUCAAUAACGAUAACGCGAAUUUCCGCAUAUAUUGGUACAUUGUUGCAGGACUUUACUUCAUAGGCGUCGUUGGUGUGGCCAUAGGAUACCGACCUCCCCUGCGCGAACAGGAAAGCACUUUGACAAACCAACAGAAGUUUGCCUCUAUGGACUGGGCCGGGGCACUGAUGCUAAGUAUAGGUCUGGUUACUUUCUGUACUGCUCUUCAGUACUCGGAGAAUCCUUACGGCUGGACCAACGCGCAUGUUGUUGCUCCUUUCGUGGUCGGUGUCGUUUUGCUUGUCACCUUUGCAGUGUACGAGUGGCGGUAUAAGGAUGACGGGAUUAUGAACCAUAAACUCUUCGGGGACAGAAAUUUUGUGGUGGUGGUGGUAGCCGUUUUUAUUGAAGGACUGGUAUACUUCACCACCAACAGCUACUACGUUUUCGAAGUCCAGACUUUAACCCAGAUGGACCUGUUCCAGGCUGGCCUCCGCUACAGCAUUCUGUUCUUCACCGCAUCUGCGUCUGCUCUCUUUAAUUCUAUACAACUCGGACCAAGCGGUUUUACCAGUACAUCAGCCACUGUCCUCUGGGGAUACCCAGUCAUCGGUGGAAUAGGGCUUGGGUGCCUACUCACGAACCUAACCGUUGCCGCACAGAUGAGCACACCGAAAGGCAUGAUCUCAGUAGCUACAGGUGUUGUCAUAGCUACUAGAAGCUUCGGGGCGUCAGUCGGGCUCGCAGUGAAUAAUGCGCUUUUCAAACGCGCCAUCGCCAGCAACCUCGCCCCAAAAAUCGCGGCCGCAGUCUUACCACUCGGGUUCCCGAAGUCCGAAUUGGGCAGCCUUAUUGCGAUAUUAUCCUCCGGAGACGCUGCUGCUAUUGCGCAAGUACCGAAUACAACUCCAAUGAUUCUGAGCGCAGCAGAGACAGCAUCGAUAGAAGCAUACGCUCUUGCUUUUCGAAAUGUUUGGAUCUGUGCAGCUACUUUUUGCGCAGCUGGACUAGUCUGUGCUUGUUUUCUCAAAAACGUGAAACAUGAAUUCACUAAAGAUGUCGACGCUCCUGCUGCAGAGGAACGCUCAGUAUUUGCGGAAUAA